Molecule: messenger RNA, 2083 nt
Organism: Juglans regia (Persian walnut)
Lineage: Eukaryota; Viridiplantae; Streptophyta; Magnoliopsida; Fagales; Juglandaceae
Product: calcium-dependent protein kinase 11-like
Exons: 7
Coding region: 316-1818 (500 amino acids)
Biological process (GO): protein autophosphorylation; peptidyl-serine phosphorylation; intracellular signal transduction
Cellular component (GO): nucleus; cytoplasm
Molecular function (GO): calcium/calmodulin-dependent protein kinase activity; calmodulin binding; calcium ion binding
Source: RefSeq, a predicted model, not a curated record
CAGCCCCCAGAUUUACGUCUCAAAUUCCCACCAUCUUCCUUCUUUUUGACUAAAAAAUUCAGAGUCUUUUUAUAAAGAAAGAAGAAUACGGAGGUAGGAAAAGCAUUGCGUUAGUCGGGAUAGCGACCGACGCCAUUAGAGAAAACUGGUGUAAACAACAGUCUUUUUCUUUUCACCUUUUCUUUGAUUCAGAAUCAAGAAUUGCAAAAAAGAAAGAGCGAAUCGAAGAAACAGUGUCACGAAAAUAGAGAGAGGUGGGGGAUCCAAGUCUGAGAGAAGUAGAAAAUAAAGAGACAAAAAUAAGAGGCUGGGGCCAUGAAGAAGCAGAGCACGGCAUCACAAUCGACGACUACAAAGCCUGCGACCACGGUGUUGCCUUAUCAGACCCCAAGGCUGAGAGAACAUUACCUUAUUGGGAAGAAGCUGGGCCAAGGUCAGUUUGGGACCACCUACCUCUGUACCCACAAGUCCACGGAUGCCCACUACGCCUGUAAGUCUAUCCCCAAGAGAAAACUCCUAUGCAAGGAAGACUACGACGAUGUUUGGAGGGAGAUUCAGAUCAUGCACCACCUCUCUGAGCACCCACAUGUGGUACGGAUCGAAGGGACUUAUGAGGACUCGGUGUUCGUUCACUUAGUUAUGGAGUUGUGCGCUGGGGGAGAGUUGUUUGAUAGGAUUGUGCAGAAAGGGCAUUACAGUGAGAGAGAGGCGGUGAAGCUCAUAAAGACUAUUGUUGGAGUGGUGGAGUCUUGCCACUCCCUUGGGGUCAUGCAUAGGGAUCUCAAGCCCGAGAAUUUCUUGUUUGAUAGUCCUGGUGACGAUGCCAAGCUCAAGACCACCGAUUUCGGCUUGUCUAUAUUCUACAAGCCAGGAGAAGCUUUUCAUGAUGUAGUUGGAAGUCCUUAUUACGUUGCACCUGAGGUUUUGAAAAAGCAUUAUGGACCUGAAGCAGAUGUAUGGAGUGCUGGUGUUAUCCUAUACAUCUUACUAAGUGGAGUUCCACCUUUUUGGGCUGAAACUGAAACAGGAAUCUUUAGACAGAUUUUACAAGGAAAAUUAGACUUUGAAUCUGCACCAUGGCCUAGCAUUUCAGAAAGUGCAAAAGAUUUGAUCAGAAAGAUGCUUGAGAGGGACCCAACAAAAAGAAUCUCUGCCCAUGAAGUGCUAUGUCACCCAUGGAUUGUAGAUGACACAGUUGCUCCAGACAAACCUCUGGGUUCUGCAGUUUUGUCACGGCUGAAGCAGUUCUCAGCAAUGAAUAAACUUAAAAAGAUGGCUUUGCGGGUCAUAGCAGAAAGACUUUCAGAGGAAGAAAUUGGUGGUCUGAAAGAGUUGUUCAAAAUGAUUGACACGGACAAUAGUGGGACUAUAACAUUUGAGGAGCUUAAAGAGGGUUUGAAAAGAGUGGGCACUGAACUAAUGGAAUCUGAGAUCAAGUCUCUGAUGGAAGCGGCUGAUAUAGACAACAGUGGAUCAAUAGACUAUGGUGAGUUUCUGGCUGCUACUUUGCACGUGAAUAAGAUGGAGAGAGAGGAAAAUCUGAUAGCAGCGUUCUCCUAUUUUGACAAAGAUAGUAGUGGUUACAUCACCAUUGAUGAGCUUCAACAAGCUUGCAAAGAGUUUGGUCUAGGUGAUGUCCAUCUAGAUGACAUGAUCAAAGAAAUUGAUCAAGACAACGAUGGCCGUAUAGAUUUUGGGGAGUUUGCAGCAAUGAUGAGGACGGGAGAUGGAGGAGUUGGGAGGAGCAGAACAAUGAGAAGCAAUUUGACCUUUAAUUUGGCUGACGCCUUUGGUGUAAAAGCGACAACCCAAGAUUAACCAAAAUCAAUUUACCUUUGUAGUUUCAAAAGGAAUUAUUUAUGUUAAUUGUAGUCUGCAGCAGCAGCUCCCUUUUUUUCUCUUUGGGUGAGAAGAAUUUUCUAUGAAAAAGCCAAGCGAUUGAGUAGACAGAACAGCAGGGUUAACUAAUACCCAAACCGAAAGUCAUUUGGAAUCUUGUUUACAACAUAACCAAGAGUUACAUGAACAACAAAAAGCUAUCAGGAUCUGGUAGUCCUCCAGUUUUCUGAUCAUUUUACCUGCA